Molecule: messenger RNA, 1290 nt
Organism: Rhododendron vialii
Lineage: Eukaryota; Viridiplantae; Streptophyta; Magnoliopsida; Ericales; Ericaceae
Product: zinc finger protein 1-like
Exons: 1
Coding region: 15-1007 (330 amino acids)
Biological process (GO): negative regulation of abscisic acid-activated signaling pathway
Source: RefSeq, a predicted model, not a curated record
AGAAAAUCAAAAUCAUGGAACCAGUACCCGGUGCAGAGCCAUGUCUAUCGGAUGCCUCCAGCAUCUCGGCGUCGUCCGACGGGCCGCCGCGCAACUACGGAGAUGAGAAGAAGAUGGCCGCGAUAAGGAGAGAGAAAGGCGCGAUCGAAGGGUUUGAUGAUCAGCCGGAUAAAGAACCCCGGCAGUCGUGCCUUCUGCUCGAUCUCAAGCUCUCGAGCGAGGACAGUGCGAAGGUGGAACUCAACCUUUUCGACCCCCUGAACGGGGAGGGGAGCGAGUCGUCGAACGAGGGCGAGGGAAGCGGGCCCCGCCGGGACAAGCAACCCGAGACUAGGGUUUUCGCGUGCAACUUCUGCAAGAGGGAGUUCUCUACUUCGCAGGCGCUGGGAGGGCACCAGAACGCCCACAAGCAAGAGCGAGCCAUGGCGAAGAGGCGGCAAGGGAUGAUGGGGGCGGACUCCAUGGCGGGGCCUUUCGGGCACCAUCAUCCGCCCCUCUCAUCCUCAUACAAUAAUACUCCCCCGUUUUAUCCCUUUUCGGCAAAUUAUCCUCACCCUCUUUUGUACGGGACGGCCUUCAACAAGCCGUCCUCACUUGGUGUCAGGAUGAAUUCCAUGAUGCCGACAUCUCCCAGCUCUUUCCCGUGGUCAUCGUCGCCACCCGCCGGGUACCGGCUCGGGGACGGGCACCCUGAUGCUGUUGCAGGGUGGCCGUCCAAGUCGUUAGCUGCCGACGGGCACCCUGAUGCUGCAGGGUGGCCGUCUAGGGCGUUAGCCAUGAUGAACCGGCCGCAAUCCUCCUCCAAUGAUAGACUAAGAAUGAUGGAACGCCAGCAGGGUCCGUCGCACAACAACGGCUCAACUUUGGGUCCUGCAAGGCUAUCGUCGUCUGUUUCCGUGCUUGCGGCCAACAGAGCAACGAAUGACGGGGAGAUGAAUCUCUGGCCCCGACUCGAGAGCUCGGAAAACAAUGACGCGUCCGGCCUUGAUUUGAAUCUCAAACUUUAAUAAAUGUUCUUUGCAUGUUUAUGAUUUCCGAUUUUCUUGGUUGGUUAAAAGGAAUUUGGGGACCCGGCCAGCCGUCCCGGGUUGGGACAGCAUGUCGGCUCCAUUCGGGCUGUAUGUGCUCGGCAAUGGACGACUCAAAUUUUAUCCGGCCGAAUAAAUCUCAGCCUUCCAGUCAAGAUGAGAUUUGAGUCAUCCAUUGCCGGACAUGAACAACUCGGAUUGGGCAAACACGCAGCAUGCAUGCAUGCACCCCGGGUCCCGUUAAAAGGUUAAUUUGCUUCAA